CUGGCGGAUGAAGUACGCAUUGCUUAACCUCCAAAAAAAAUGUAUUAGCAAACAAACAAGACGUCAGUUGUGUUAUGCGUUUGAGGUUAAGUUUAUUUUGUUAGUUUUAUCGUUUGAAGAAUGUUAGCUUUGCAGCAAUAUUCAAGUAGCGAGGACGAGAAUGGUGAUGAGGAGAAGCAGGAGACGUUAGAGGAGGUGAAUCCAGAAUUCUCGAUCAAGAAGUCUCUGGUUGUGUGUGCAGCACCACUUGUGCUUCCGACAGGUUCCGAGGAGUGCAUCCAGCAUAUUGAUCCAACAGCCAAAGAGAUUGAACACAAUCCCAGAUAUGAGGAAUUAUUUGCACCGGCUCUGGGGCCAGCCAAUCCCUAUAAGACCAGACAGAUGAAAUCCGAUAGAAAUAUAUUGUCUGGCUACGUGGAACCAGCUCAUUUAAGUGCCUUUCAGUUCGAGAAUCAGAGGAGGACUUUUAACAGUUACGGGUAUGCUUUGGAUCCCACGGUGGGGACAUCAGAGGAGACGGGGGAUAAAGUUGUUGGAUCUGCAGAGAUGAAGGACGAAGCUAAAGGGAAGACUGUGUUUGAGAGUACAAAGUUGAGGCCUCUGGAUAAGAGGAAGAGGAGCAAGAACGAUAACCCAGGGGAUAUAGACGGGUUUUUGGGACCUUGGGGUGGAUUUGUGGAUGAGCAGAGGGUGAUGAAGCCCAGUGAGGAGGAGGCCGCUGAAAUGGAGGAGCUGGUUUCUAAGAGGCACAAGAAAGGGAAACCGGUGGAGGAGAAGCAGAUCGAGGAGAAGACGACGUUGCAUAUUGGAGAUCCUGUGGAUUAUCAGGGAAGGUCGUUCUUGCACGCGCCGCAUGAUGUGGGCGUUAAUUUGAGGACUGAUACACCACCAGAUAAGUGUUUCUUGCCAAAGACUCACAUUCAUACGUGGUCGGGCCAUUCCAAGGGCAUCGCGGCUAUCCGAUGGUUCCCGAAAACCGCGCAUCUGCUGCUCUCUGCCAGCAUGGAUUGUAGGAUCAAAAUAUGGGAGGUGUACAAUGAGAGGAGAUGCAUUCGAACGUAUUUCGGUCAUCGACAGGCCGUGCGAGAUAUCAACUUUAAUAACUCGGGAAAGCACUUCUUGUCCGCUGGAUACGAUAGGUACAUCAAGUUGUGGGACACGGAGACCGGGCACGUGAUUUCAAGAUUCACCAGCAGAAAGAUUCCCUAUUGCGUUAAAUUCAAUCCGGAUGGUAACAAACAACAUCUGUUUGUAGCAGGAACUUCCGAUAAGAAGAUUAUAUGCUGGGACACACGGAGCGGCGAUAUCGUUCAGGAAUACGAUAGGCAUUUGGGCGCUGUUAAUUCGAUUACUUUCGUGGAUGACAACAGGAGGUUCGUGACGACGUCCGAUGAUAAGAGUUUGAGGGUUUGGGAAUGGGACAUUCCCGUCGAUAUGAAAUACAUUGCGGAUCCGACGAUGCACUCGAUGCCGUCGGUGACUCCAGCGCCGAACGGGAAAUGGUUGGCGUGUCAGAGUAUGGACAACAAGAUUGUCAUCUUCUCCGCGUUGAAUCGAUUCAAGAUGAACAGGAAGAAGACGUUCACGGGACACAUGGUUGCAGGGUACGCCUGCUCCCUUGAUUUCUCACCUGACAUGAGUUACUUGGUAUCCGGUGAUGCCGAUGGAAAAUGCUACGUGUGGGAUUGGAAGACGACGAAGCUGUACAAGAAGUGGAAAGCUCACGACAACGUCUGCAUCAGCACCCUGUGGCAUCCGCACGAGCCGAGCAAGAUGGUCAGCGCCGGAUGGGACGGUCUCAUCAAAUAUUGGGAUUAAGAAUAGAGAAACACUUUGAAAUGUAUUAAUUUUUAAUAAACAUGUAAAUUUUGUU
Messenger RNA from Nicrophorus vespilloides, 1873 nucleotides. RefSeq names its product pre-mRNA-processing factor 17. NCBI's taxonomy places the organism in Eukaryota, Metazoa, Arthropoda, Insecta, Coleoptera, Silphidae. Gene Ontology annotation, molecular function: mRNA binding; protein binding. The record is from RefSeq and is a predicted model, not a curated record. The transcript has 5 exons. Gene Ontology annotation, cellular component: catalytic step 2 spliceosome. Bases 121 to 1818 code for a protein of 565 amino acids. Gene Ontology annotation, biological process: mRNA splicing, via spliceosome.